Molecule: messenger RNA, 4605 nt
Organism: Zygotorulaspora mrakii
Lineage: Eukaryota; Fungi; Ascomycota; Saccharomycetes; Saccharomycetales; Saccharomycetaceae
Gene: BPT1
Product: ATP-binding cassette bilirubin transporter BPT1
Exons: 1
Coding region: 1-4605 (1534 amino acids)
Biological process (GO): transmembrane transport
Cellular component (GO): membrane
Molecular function (GO): ATP hydrolysis activity; bilirubin transmembrane transporter activity; ABC-type transporter activity
Source: RefSeq, a predicted model, not a curated record
AUGUCAACGAGUUUAAAUCAAUGCCAAUAUGGUUACAGGCCGUACAUCGACAGUUCAACGAAUGCUAUAAACCCUUGCUUUUUUUCGCUGAUAAAUUUGAUUCAAGGUGGUUUUUUUUUCAUCAUAGGUUUUAUACAGCUGGUACAGCUGUGCAAAGAGCCUCGAGCGCCCUCCAGCAUUAAUUAUCACUCAGUAUCUACCAAGCUUUUUUACCAGUUGACAAAUAUUGGCCUGCAGGGAGUCCUAGUCUUAUGUGAACUCGUUUUCAUUUCUCAGCCAACAGAAAUCUACCCAAGCGUAUUACACUACUCGCUUACAGUUCACCUUUUAUUCGAUGUUUUCAUUUCUUUACCAACAAAAUAUCUGGAAUAUUUCAAAUGCACGUGUGCUAUUGGUAAUCAAUUGUUCUAUUACAUGAUUCAAAUGAUGGUCUUAGCGCUGCAACUUACAUUACGUUUAGUGAGAUCCCCAGACGAGCGUUUUAACUUGAUUAGAGGGCAGACUGGGGCAAUUUUUGAAGUCAUCAUACUCCUCAAUUCUAUAAUAAUAUUCCUCAACGAAUUUUACUUUUAUGAACCUUCAAGUGAGUUGCUCAGGUUUUACGAUGAGAAAGGAUAUCCUCGUGAUAACAAUAUUUUACAGAAUGUUACUUUUACAUGGAUGAAUGAUUUAAUAACAGACACCUAUAGUCAGGGGGAAAUACCAAAUCCUCGUAACCUUCCCACUCUUCCCGCAGAUCUGAAUAUUGAAAUUGUAAGCAAAAAUCUUCAAAGCAAAUGGGAAACUGAGAAAUGGCGCGGUAGGAAUUCUUUAUUUAAAGCUCUUUCGAAAACAUUCGGCAAAACAAUUCUGAUCGCCAUAUCGUACCAAACUCUUAAAGAUCUGCUCUCUGUUCUACAGCCACAACUUUUAAGAAUGUUCAUCUUAUGUUUCAACAACGAUAGGGAGCAGAUAUAUCCUCCCAUUAACGGAAUGUUUAUCGCAUUCGGUUUGUUUUUUACCACUGUUUUAUCAACAUUCCUUCAAAAUCACUAUUACAUUAGAAUAUUUGAGGUUGGUUUAGGUAUGAAGGGUUCCUUGAUUGCCAUGAUAUAUCAAAAAUCUCUAAAGCUAUCACUUUCCUCCCGCGAGAGCAGAUCAACUGGUGACAUACUUAACAUGGCGUCCACGGAUGCUAACAAGAUACAAAAAUUUUUCGAAGAUUGCCAAGUUAUAUUUGGUGCGCCAGUGAAGGCAACUGUCGUUAUUAUCUCUUUGUAUUCGUUCUUAGGGAAAGCUAUAUUUGCCGGACUAGCUACCAUGGCGGUCAUGAUUCCUAUAAACACUCUGAUUUCAAAACGAGUGAAAAAACUCUAUAAAACUCAAAUGGAAUAUAAAGAUUCCAGAUUGAAAACUACUAAUGAAAUAAUUGGCUCUAUAAAGUCAAUCAAACUAUAUGCAUGGGAGAUGCCAAUGUUAGAUAGACUGAAUCAUAUCCGUAAUGAUCUGGAAAUUCAAAAUUUUAAGAAAAUUGGUAUCGUGAGCAAUCUCAUUGUUUUUUUGUGGAAUUCUGUACCUUUGAUCGUAACUUGCUCAACGUUUGGAUUAUUUUCCUUGCAAAGUGAGACCCCUCUUUCUCCGGAGAUUGUGUUUCCUUCUCUUGCGCUGUUCAAUAUUUUGAAUGAUGCAAUAUAUUCUCUUCCAAGCAUAAUCAAUUCAAUUAUUGAAACAAAAGUCUCAAUGGAUAGACUAACCGCAUUUCUGCUCAGUGAAGAACUUGAUGAAUCAUUCAUCUAUUUUGAAGAGGAGCAGGUGAAUAAAUUGGAUCCCGUUGUAGAGAUUAGCAACGCAACGUUUUUGUGGAAUUCUCUUCCAAGGCUCAAGGAUGAACAAAAUGAGGAUUUCGAGGCCAUAAUAGAAAGCCCGAGAGUUGCUUUGGCAAACAUUUACAAUUUUCAAGUCCCUAAGGGGGCAAUCACUUGCAUAACAGGUAGAGUUGGUUCCGGUAAAUCUACCCUUUUAAGAGCAAUCCUCGGCCAAUUACCAUGCAUAUCCGCCGAAAAUACAGAUGGGAACCCAAAAGUAAUAAUCAGAGCAUCCUCAAUAGCAUAUUGUGCACAAGAGCCUUGGAUUUUUAAUGGUACGAUACGGGAAAAUAUCUUGUUUGGCCAUAGGUUCGAUGAGAAUUACUACCAUGCUACUAUCAGUGCUUGUCAAUUAUUACCAGACCUUGAUGUUUUGCCUAAUGGUGAUAAAACUUUAGUGGGAGAGAAGGGCAUUUCAUUAUCAGGUGGUCAGAAAGCCCGUGUUUCCCUGGCAAGGGCCGUGUUCGCGCGUUCUGAUCUUUACAUACUAGACGAUGUUCUAUCAGCAGUAGACACUGAGGUCAGAACUAAUAUCAUAAACCAAGUGCUGGACCAGCAAAGUGGAUUGUUGAAAAAGAAGAGCAUAAUUCUUGCAACAAAUACUCUUUCCGUUUUGAAGAAUUCACAGAAAAUAUAUGUCUUACAAAUGGGUCGUAUCGCUGAAAGUGGGACUUACGCAGAAGCCAUUUCAAAUGAAAAAAUAACUAUUCUCCAUAAGCUGUUGAAUGAAUUUGAUUUGAAUCUGAAGAAAGCACCAGAUCCUCAAGCUGCCAUCCAAGAAAGUGUUAGAGACGGAUACGAUUCAAUUUUGGAAGAAAAUCGGGAGUCUUCAAUGCUGACCCAUCCCAUGGAGUUGGAAGAGGAAGUUUCAGAACAACUGAAUUCCAGAAGGGCAUCGAUAGAAAGUUUUAAAUCGCCGCUCUUAACCGAUUAUGAGGAUUCAAAAACAACGAAUAAUCAGCAAAUUGAAAAAAUUGAGAGUGGUAGGGUCAAAGCCUCUGUUUAUCUCUUUUAUAUUAAAGCUUGUGGAAUUACGGGUUGUGUCCUUUUUCUUUCUUUCUUGAUAUUAAGCAGGUUGUUUGACCUUAUUGAGAAUUUAUGGCUAAAGAGAUGGUCCGAAGCUAAUGAGAAAAAUGGUAGCAAUCAAGAUGUUCUGAAAUUUGUUGCAAUAUAUGCGUUAAUAGGUAUCUGCUCCGCAGCAUUCAAUAACCUGAGAACGAUAGUGAUGUUGUUCUUCUGCUCAAUUAAGGGAUCUAAAGUACUCCAUGAUACUAUGGCUAAGAAUGUCAUGAGAGCCCCAAUGUCAUUUUUUGAAACAACACCAACUGGUAGAAUUCUAAAUCGCUUUUCCUCUGAUAUGCAAGCCGUUGAUAGUAGCCUUCAAUGGAUUUUUUCUUUUUUCUUCAGGUCUAUCUCCAAUUACUUACUUACUGUGGUUUUAAUCAGUUACAACAUGCCGCAAUUUCUGGCAUUCAACACUCUUCUUCUCGUUGUUUAUAUGUAUUACCAAAGCUACUAUAUCACGCUCAGCAGAGAAUUGAAAAGGUUAAAUAGCGUCUCCGUUUCACCAAUAAUGUCACUAAUUGGAGAGACUCUUGAGGGACAUGUUGUGAUCAAUGCUUUUAAUCAAUUGAAAAGAUUCAAUUUUUUGAACUUUUGCAAUGUACAAUACAAUGUAGAUUGCAAUUACCAUUUGAGAUCCACAAAUAGAUGGUUAUCCGUCCGUCUUGAAACGAUUGGGGCAUUCACUGUUCUUACAACUGCUUUGUUAGCUUUAUCUACCAUUGAGUCUUCUAAAAAGAUAUCUCCUGGGAUGGUAGGGUUGUUGAUGAGUUAUGCCUUACAGGUUACAAGUUCCUUGCUGUGGAUUGUUCGGAUGACGGUUCAAAUUGAAACGAACAUAGUGUCUGUUGAAAGAAUCUAUGAGUACUGUAAUCUCCCUUCAGAGGCACCAGAAAUUAUAGCCGAUAAAAGAGUUAGCAAAUAUUGGCCCGAAUAUGGGAAAAUUGUCUUCAAAGAUUAUUGUACAAGGUAUAGAAAAGGACUUCAACCAGUGCUGAAAAAUUUGACGAUGAAAAUAAAACCACAAGAGAAAAUUGGGAUAGUUGGGAGAACGGGUGCAGGCAAAUCUACCUUCUCCCUGGCUCUGUUUAGAUUAUUAGAGGCUACCGAGGGAUCAAUAGAAAUUGACGGCACUGAUAUAAGUAGCAUAGGAUUAUCAGAUCUCAGGAGUCACUUGGGAAUUAUCCCUCAAGAAGCUGAGGCAUUUGAAGGGACGGUUAGGUCAAAUUUGGAUCCUUUCAAUCAAUAUUCUGACGAUGAAUUAUGGAAAGCAAUAACAUUGUCACACUUGAGACCUCAGAUCGCAAGGAUGCUUGGUUAUACAGAAGAACUUCCACAGUCAUUUGACAAACAGCAGAUAUUAGAAGCUAAAAUCAAUGCACGAGGAAGUAACCUCUCUGUAGGGGAAAGGCAACUAUUGUGCCUAUCGAGAGCUCUUUUGAAUAAAUCAAAAAUUCUUGUAUUUGAUGAAGCAACUGCUGCAGUCGAUGUAGAGACUGAUAAAAUCAUACAAAAAACAAUAAGAAGCGAGCUGAAGGAUAGAACAAUAUUAACUAUUGCACAUAGAUUGGAUACAAUUCUUGACUGUGAUAAGAUUCUCGUGCUAGAUAAGGGCGAAAUAAAGGAGUUUGACACACCCGCUAACUUAUUGUCUAAUAGCGGCUCAAUGUUCUACUCUCUUUACCAGAAAAAUAUGUGA